AUGGACCUGGACUCUGCGGGGAGGGGGCUGAGCUCAGGCACCCCCUUGCUGCUCCUGCGCCCCCUCGCCACCCUCUGGAGCAGAAGAGGCAGGCCAGAUGAGGAGGGGGCCCUGCCCGGCAGAAACCGUCUCUCCUCUCUCCCCCACCAGCUUUUCCUGCGGCUGCUUGAGGGGCAGGGGACUCUCCCCCCACCCCAGAUUUUGCUCUUGGCUCUGGAGAAGGGGCCCCGCCUCCACCACCUCCUCCAGGCCACCAGGGCCGGCACUUUUGACACACUCCAUGGUGGUGCUGGUGGGAAACAGCCACAAAAGAGGGGCUGGCUUUUUGGGGAGAGGGGGAAGCGGGGUUCUCCCUCUGGCCACAAGGCAGCUCCAGCCCCACACUACACAUUUCCUGCCCCCCUUGCUGGCAUAAACAGGGAGGGGGGCAUCAUCCUCUGGCCCCCAGCUGCUGUUCUGCUCCAGUACUUUUCUGACGGGGGUGAAGUGGGGGUCCUGCGUUUGGGCAGCUCUGACCUCUCCCUAGUUGUGCUCCAAAUUGUGGCGGUGGGGGGGGGGAGCUGUGUGCAGGAGGCCUCAGUCUGGAUGUGCUGCUAUUGGGGUGGGGGGUGA
Podarcis lilfordi (Lilford's wall lizard) is the source of this 612-nucleotide messenger RNA. Lineage: Eukaryota; Metazoa; Chordata; Lepidosauria; Squamata; Lacertidae. The record is from the annotation of a GenBank genome assembly.